Messenger RNA from Dendrobium catenatum, 675 nucleotides. RefSeq names its product nuclear-interacting partner of ALK-like. Gene Ontology annotation, molecular function: zinc ion binding. The record is from RefSeq and is a predicted model, not a curated record. NCBI's taxonomy places the organism in Eukaryota, Viridiplantae, Streptophyta, Magnoliopsida, Asparagales, Orchidaceae. The coding region runs from base 1 to 675 and encodes 224 amino acids. Gene Ontology annotation, cellular component: nucleus. The transcript has 4 exons.
AUGAGCAAUAAUUUCCACAGGGCGUUCCGGCAACCAGAAUGGAAAAAACCGGAACACGUAAUUAGUCCUUUAAACUGUGCAAGGAGAGGUUGGAUCAACGCUGAAAUGGAUAUCAUAGUCUGUGAGGCAUGUGGAGCACGACUUCUCUUUUCUUCUCCAGCUUCAUGGACUCUUCAGCAAGUUGAACAGGCUGCUGCAGUAUUUAGCUUAAAACUGGAUAAUGGACAUAAGCUUCUUGUGUCCAUAGGAUUGAUAAUGCAUUGCGAUGAAUCAUUGGCAUCUUUUCCUCCUUCACCUCCUCCAGUAUUGGUAGAGGGAUUCAAAGAACGUUAUCAUGCUAUUUUACGGCUAACAACACUUCCUGUUAUUUCAUUUACUCUUGAUAGCAUGAACAAUCCCCAAUUUAACUAUUUUCCCUUCUUCCCCUUUACUUGGUCGAACCUACCAGAUCCCUUUCCCCUCUCAGUCUCUACUUUCUCUCUUAGACAAUCAUGCAUGUCCGACCCGGAUUUUGAUCAUGAGUUCGUAAAGGAUUCUCUGGACCGGACCGACAUUCUCCGAUCUCCAUUCUUCGAUUUCAAUUUGGACGUCGACGACUCCGUGGAAAGCUACAUUGAACGCAUCAUCUUCACGUUGGCCCUGUCAAUUGAGGAACACCUCCCAAAUGGAUCGUGA